Candoia aspera is the source of this 2506-nucleotide messenger RNA. RefSeq names its product acyl-CoA dehydrogenase short/branched chain (gene ACADSB). Gene Ontology annotation, molecular function: acyl-CoA dehydrogenase activity; flavin adenine dinucleotide binding. Bases 88 to 1398 code for a protein of 436 amino acids. The transcript has 11 exons. The record is from RefSeq and is a predicted model, not a curated record. Gene Ontology annotation, cellular component: mitochondrion. Lineage: Eukaryota; Metazoa; Chordata; Lepidosauria; Squamata; Candoiidae.
UCCGUGGUUAUCUAACCUUGUGAAGCGGAGAGGCGGGACAGGACGGGAGACGGCGAAUUGGGAAACGGGGGUCGCGAGAUUGCUUAGAUGUCAACGAUGGCAGCGGCAGGCGCUUUGUCUUUGCUGAGAUGCUGCAGGAAACCAAGGUGGGAUACGCCUCUCUGCAUAAAUCAUUGGAUGACUUGUUCUUGUCUCUUUAAAUCUUUCAAAUCAAAAGCUGUACCUCACAUAAUCAAAGAAGGAUUAACUUGUGCUCCACUUCAGACACUUACAGAAGAGGAGUUAAUGAUUAAAGAAACAGUAAAAAAAUUUGCUCAAGAGCAAGUUGUUCCAUUAGUACAAAAAAUGGAUGCUGAUGCAAAAUUGGAUGAUUCCUUAUUCCAAGCACUAUUUGGACAAGGGUUAAUGGGUAUUGAGCUUGAAGCAGCAUAUGGAGGAACUGGAUCUUCUUUCUUUUCUACCAUUCUGGUAGUUGAGGAGUUAGCCAAAGUUGAUCCCUCUGUAUCACUUGCGUGCGAACUCCAAAAUACUUUCACUAAUAAAAUGUUUACAACAUAUGGCACAGAAGAACAAAAGAGAACUUAUUUGCCCAGGUUGGCAAAAGACAUGAUGGGCUGCAUCUGCAUUACUGAACCAGGAUCUGGCAGUGAUGCCUUUUCCAUGAAGACUCGUGCUGAAAAGCAAGGGGAUUACUAUAUCAUCAAUGGAUCAAAGAUGUGGAUUAGCUUUGCAGAACAAGCAGGAGUGUUUUUGGUGAUGGCAAACACAAACCCUUCAGCAGGCUAUAAAGGAAUUACAUGUUUCAUAGUAGACCGUAAUACAGAUGGCCUACAUGUCGGAAAGAAAGAAGAUAAGCUGGGAAUCAGAGCAGCAUCUACAUGUCCUGUAACAUUUGAAAAUGUGAAGGUUCCUGAAAGCAAUAUAUUGGGACAAGUUGGUCAAGGCUAUAAGUAUGCUAUUGGAAUGCUGAAUACAGGAAGAAUUGGCAUCGCUGCGCAGAUGCUGGGAUUAGCACAGGGGUGUUUCGAUCAGACUAUUCCAUACACAAAGGAAAGAACCCAGUUUGGAAAAAGCAUUUUUGAUUUUCAGGGAAUGCAACAUCAGAUUGCUCAAGUGGCCAUUCAGAUAGAAGCUGCAAGGUUGCUGACCUAUAACGCUGCCCGAUUUGCAGAAACUGGGAAGCCAUUUAUAAAAGAAGCAAGCAUGGCCAAAUAUUAUGCAGCAGAGGUUGCAACUCUCACGACAAGUAAAUGUAUUGAAUGGAUGGGUGGAGUUGGCUUCACAAAAGAUUAUCCAAUUGAAAAAUAUUACAGGGACUGCAAGAUUGGUACCAUAUAUGAAGGAACUUCAAAUAUCCAGUUAAACACCAUUGCAAAGUGCAUUGCUCAAGAGUACUGAAAUUCCAGAAAUUGAAUGACUGUUGCCAACCUGAUUACUUCACAGAAAGUUAAAUACACUUUGCCUUACUUGUGGGUUGUUUAUUUCCAAGGUUUAGAACAAGGAAACCAAAUUAUAGUAAUUUUUAAUCAUUGUGCAAUUCUCUGUACGAGAGUACAAUAUAAGUGGCUGGACUAUUCAGAAUCAGUAGUACACCAUUAGAAUUCUUAUUUUUUCCCCGGUGAAAUAAGAGGUUAUGCCCUUCCACGCAGCUUUUUAAACAAACAAAGAAACUUGUCUGCUUUUGUAUCCACCUAUCAAAUAUCUAGGAAAUCUUUAUAAGUCUGUUCAGCAGAGGAAUGAGCCUGAGCAUAUUCAAGAAUGUUCAAAAUACUCUGCAGCAUUUGCAUGUCAGCAGAUUACACUAGUGUUAAGGAUCAGUGCUUGAAAAAUUAUCUUCCUAUUUAGAAAAUGUCAAAGUAAAUACUCAGUGAUUGAUUUCAAACACUCUCAAUUGGGGAAAUAAAGCAGAUUUUCAUCCCCUGUUGUUCAGAUGGAGAUAUGUGUAUCUACAUAUGCAUACAUAUAUAUUUGUUAGUAGUAGGUUACCUAACAGGGCAAUCCUAUUAACCAUUGUCAGAACUCUCCUACGUUGGAUGCUCCACGAAGUCCUGUCCACUUCUGCACUCUGACAAGACAGAAGUCAUGGAGAAGCAGCGGUUGUAUUUCCAUUCUUCCAGUUUUCUUAAUCAUGCCCAUUAGAACCAAUAUUUUAGAAUUCUUUUUGAGGAGCUCCAGAGUUCUAAAUUUUCUCCAGCGUCAACGGCAUAAUUGAAGACAGGGAAAGUUUUGGCUCUUAUAUAUCCAGAGCCUGCCAAGUCCCCAAUUUUAUCCUUUUUGUCCUUUCCCAACACCAGCUGUCAGAUCUUUUUGUGAAGGCAGGUAGCGGAGAUCCAACAAAGGAUCUACUCCAAAUUCAGAACUUUCUCUCAAAUCUCAAAGAGGGAUUUGCAAUCUUUUCUGCAGCCCUGGAAUUGCAGCCCUUUUAUCCCUGUACAGUACUCUUAUGUUUGAUUCUUAGCAUCCUGUAUAAAUUAAAUAUAAUUACUAGUAUUCCCAAUUAGCAGAA